Drosophila subobscura is the source of this 399-nucleotide messenger RNA. RefSeq names its product BPTI/Kunitz domain-containing protein-like. The record is from RefSeq and is a predicted model, not a curated record. Bases 34 to 309 code for a protein of 91 amino acids. The transcript has 2 exons. Gene Ontology annotation, molecular function: serine-type endopeptidase inhibitor activity. Lineage: Eukaryota; Metazoa; Arthropoda; Insecta; Diptera; Drosophilidae.
UCAAAUCGAACAUUCAGCCCGAGUCUAUUAAGAAUGAAGUUCAUUUUGGUUUUGGCUUGUCUGGCCCUUUAUGUGGCCCACGUCUCUGCCCAGGACAACUGCCGUGGCCGUCCCGUGAUCCAGGUAUGCACUGGCGGCCGGGAUGAAGGACACAGCCGUCAUAGUGCGUGUCGAGCGAGAUUCAUGGCCGAAAUGUGGUGGUACAACGCACGCGCCAGGGACUGCCAGAAGAUGAGGUAUUUGGGCUGUGGUGGCAACAACAACCGCUACUGUUCCCUAGCCAGCUGUCGCCGUCAGUGCAGACGCUGAUAGGUACCGGUAACCGUCCCGUCCUGAUGCUGAUUCUUUCUUGAUCUUUUGUCUUUAUUAACGAUACUGAUGUAAAAUAAAUAAUUCACU